AUGGACGUUGACUACCCCCAGCCCUCUAGCGCCGCUGGCGUUGAUCAGGACGGUACUCCUAACGUCUUCGAUCAGCUUAUGACCCAAGCCAAGCAGGGCCAGCCGAUGAGCGUGGCUAUAACAGAGCCUCACUCCAUGCACUGGCUUCUCGAGAGAGAGAUCGCCAGCCUUCCCGCCUAUAUCAAGUCAAUUGACACCUCCCACCGCUAUCUCCCUCGUCUCGGCGAGAUUAUCCUUAUUGUUCGCAACCUCAAACCCAAGCAGACAGUCAAGUACGAUGAGCAGGCAGAGAUCUACAAGAUUGAGGACGAGCGUCUCGGCUAUGUUGGUCUGCCUCAGUGGGAGGCCGCAGUCGUCACCCAGGUAGACGGCAGGGCCUCCACUGCCGCGCUUCUCGACCAGAGCUCAUGCGCCGACAGCUUCCGCGUCGAGCCCAUGUCACAGGCUGGUAACUCGAACAAGGCCUGGUCUACUCGCUACAAGAACGUCAACCAUCUGCACAUGCGUCCUUUCUCUCUUUGGCAGGAGCUCCUGAAGGGCGCUGAUGUUGACGAUCCCCGCGAGUGUCACCCUACUGUUCGCAACGCCCUGGCCGCCAUGUCCUCGCUGUCUACUGUUGACCGCUUCCACUUCAGUUCCACUGGAAGCGAGGCCCGCGUCUACUGCAAGGGUUUCUACCUCGGCGCCGAAUUCAUCCUCAAGAACGACCUUGUUCGC
Molecule: messenger RNA, 717 nt
Organism: Aureobasidium namibiae CBS 147.97
Lineage: Eukaryota; Fungi; Ascomycota; Dothideomycetes; Dothideales; Saccotheciaceae
Exons: 1
Source: RefSeq, a predicted model, not a curated record